CCUAUAACGCUGUACAUGAAAUGGGUUUCUUUAAAUAUUUUAAGGUGGACCUAACCGGACGCACCCUAACAGUGGUCGUCAAGCACCAACAGUGACGGGCAUAGUAUAGGAGAGGCCGACCAGUCUGGCGCAAGCUCCUUGACAGUUAGCCUCCGCCCAGCUAGUUCAGAGAGACUGGCUGCUACUGUCAACACAAGCGGCAGCAAUGACGGACAAUAUACCGCUACAGCCCGUGAGACACAAAAAACGGCACGACAAUAAACACAGAAAUGGAUGCUGCCCUUGGUCAAGAUGUUGUGGCAUGGGUGACUUCCGGCCACGAACAGUGUGGUUGGGGCAUCCCGAGAAGAGGGAGCAACGUUAUCCCAGGAAUGUGAUCAACAACCAAAAAUACAACUUCUUCACCUUCCUUCCUGGAGUACUAUUCAAUCAGUUUAAGUACUUCUUCAACCUGUACUUCCUGCUUCUGGCCUGCUCGCAGUUUGUCAAUGAAUUGAGACUUGGGGCACUGUACACUUACUGGGUGCCAUUGGGCUUCGUGCUAAUCAUCACCAUCGUGAGGGAGGCAGUGGAAGAGAUGCGGUGUUUUCUAAGGGACAAAGAAGUCAAUUCACAGAUCUACAGCAAGCUCUCCACCAGAGGCACAGUGAAGGUAAAGAGUAGUGGUAUUCAGGUUGGAGAUCUUAUCAUUGUUGAAAAGAACCAGCGGGUCCCUGCCGACAUGAUCUUCCUGCGCACAUCAGAGAGAAACGGUUCCUGCUUUCUGAGGACUGACCAAUUGGAUGGUGAAACAGACUGGAAACUCCGCCUUCCGGUGGCAUGCACUCAGAGAUUGCCCACUGCAGCUGAUCUGCUGCAGAUAAGAGCUUACGUGUACGCUGAGGAGCCCAACAUUGACAUCCACAACUUCAUCGGCACCUUCACCAGAGAGGAUGGAGAUCCCCCAGUAAAUGAGAGUCUGAGCAUUGAAAACACCUUGUGGGCCAGCACUGUCAUUGCCUCAGGGACUGUGGUGGGUGUUGUGAUCUACACAGGGAAAGAGCUGCGAAGUGUCAUGAAUACCUCUAACCCUCGCCACAAGAUCGGUCUGUUUGACUUGGAGGUGAACUGUCUGACCAAGAUUCUUUUUGGGGCACUGGUGGUAGUGUCUCUGGUCAUGGUGGCCCUGCAGCACUUUGCUGGUCGCUGGUACCUGCAGAUCUUCCGUUUCCUGCUGCUCUUCUCCAACAUCGUACCCAUCAGUUUACGGGUCAAUUUGGACAUGGGGAAGAUGGUUUUCAGCUGGAUGAUCCGGAGAGACUCCAAGAUUCCUGGAACUGUGGUACGAGCGAGCACCAUCCCCGAGCAGCUGGGUCGCAUCUCCUACCUGCUGACGGACAAGACAGGCACUCUGACCCAGAAUGAGAUGGUGUUCCGCCGGCUGCACCUGGGCACGGUGGCCUACGGGAUGGACUCUAUGGACGAGGUGCAGAGUCACGUGUUCAGCGCCUACACUCAGCCUCCUCCUGACCACCUGGCCACUCGGGCACCAGCCACCACCAAGGUGCGGAAGACCAUCAGCAGCCGCGUGCACGAGGCAGUGAAGGCUAUCGCCCUGGUGCACAACGUCACACCCGUCUACGAGGCCAACGGCGUCACCGACCAAGCUGAGGCAGAGCAGCACUAUGAGGAUACCUGCAGAGUGUACCAGGCCUCUAGCCCUGACGAGGUUUCCCUGGUGCAGUGGACAGAGAGUGUGGGCCUGACGCUUGUUGGCCGUGAUCAGUCCUCCAUGCAGCUGAGGACCCCUAGUGGACAGAUCCUGAACUUCACCAUUCUUCAGAUUUUCCCCUUCACUUAUGAGAGCAAACGCAUGGGCAUCAUUGUGCGGGAUGAGUCCACUGGGGAGAUCACGUUCUACAUGAAGGGGGCAGAUGUUGUGAUGGCAGGCAUUGUCCAGUACAAUGAUUGGCUGGAGGAGGAGUGUGGUAAUAUGGCCAGAGAGGGGCUGAGGGUGCUCGUGGUGGCCAAGAAGUCCCUAACGGAGGACCAGUACCAGGACUUUGAGGCACGGUAUGUCCAGGCCAAGCUGAGUGUGCACGACCGCUCUCUGAAGGUUGCCACGGUGAUCGAGAGUCUGGAGAUGGAGAUGGAGCUGCUGUGUCUGACCGGCGUGGAGGACCAGCUGCAGGCCGACGUCCGGCCCACGCUGGAGAUCCUGCGCAACGCUGGCAUCAAGGUGUGGAUGCUGACCGGGGACAAGCUGGAGACUGCCACCUGCACUGCCAAGAACGCUCACCUAGUGACCCGCAACCAGGACAUCCAUGUGUUCCGACCAGUGACCACACGAGGAGAAGCCCACCUCGAGCUCAACGCCUUCAGGAGGAAACACGACUGUGCUCUAGUGAUCUCAGGAGACUCUCUGGAGGUGUGUCUGAAGUUCUAUGAGUACGAGUUCAUGGAGCUGGCCUGUCAGUGUCCGGCGGUGGUCUGCUGCCGCUGCGCUCCCACUCAGAAGGCUCAGAUCGUCCGACUGCUACAGGAGCGCACAGGCAAACUCACCUGUGCCGUAGGGGAUGGAGGAAAUGAUGUCAGUAUGAUCCAGGAAGCAGACUGUGGUGUGGGAGUGGAGGGCAAAGAGGGAAAGCAGGCUUCGCUGGCUGCUGAUUUCUCUGUGACUCAGUUUAAGCAUUUGGGCCGGCUGCUUAUGGUUCAUGGCAGAAACAGCUACAAGAGGUCGGCAGCACUUAGCCAGUUUGUCAUCCACAGGAGCUUAUGCAUCAGCACCAUGCAGGCUGUGUUCUCCUCCGUUUUCUACUUCGCAUCAGUUCCUCUUUAUCAAGGAUUCCUGAUCAUUGGAUACUCCACAAUCUACACCAUGUUCCCAGUCUUCUCUCUGGUGCUGGACAAGGAUGUGAAGUCAGAAGUGGCCAUGCUUUAUCCAGAACUCUACAAGGACCUGCUCAAGGGUCGACCGCUCUCCUUUAAGACAUUUCUCAUAUGGGUCCUAAUAAGUAUUUAUCAAGGGAGCAUUAUAAUGUAUGGCGCGCUGCUGCUCUUCGAGUCAGAGUUUGUGCACAUCGUGGCCAUCUCGUUCACGGCGCUGAUCCUAACCGAGCUCCUGAUGGUGGCGCUGACCGUACAGACGUGGCACUGGCUCAUGAUCGUGGCCGAGCUGCUCAGCCUGGCCUGCUACAUCGCCUCACUCGUCUUCCUUCACGAGUUCAUUGACGUGUAUUUCAUCACGACGCUGUCGUUUGUGUGGAAGGUGACGGCCAUCACGCUGGUCAGCUGCCUGCCGCUCUACAUCCUCAAGUACCUGAGGCGUCGCUUCUCCCCCCCCAGCUACUCCAAGCUGACCACUUAGACCCGCACGGACCCCCCCAGAGCAACAGCUGCCCCUCUGCUCACCAACAACCACACACACCUGCAGGGGUUUCACCUGUCUCCAGAGUCACUGGUGUGUGUGUGUGUGUGUGUGUGUGUGUGUGUGUGUGUGUGUGUGUGUGUGUGUGUGUGUGUGUGUGUGUGUGUGUGUGUGUUUGAAAUUCCACUUAUCCACUUAUUCCUCACAGCCUUCUCAAAUAGACCUAUUUAGCAAAUUGAAGAAAAUUGUCCUCACAGAUACAUUGGUAAUUUGUUUAAGAAAGAUUGAGUUGAGUUUUUAGGUUCUUAUUUAUUUUUUAAUAUUAAUGAGGGUACUACUAAUGAUUUGCACAUUUGCACUGACAUCAGUGGUAAGAGUUCAAACACUGGGACAAAAACUAUCAUGCACCUAUAUACAUCCCUUUUGGAGAAUUAGAUGAGAGAGUGCGAGAGAGAGUGUGUGGCUGUUUGUGUGUGUGCAUGUGUGUGUGUGAGUGCAUGAGCAAUAGAGAGCAAGAGACUGAUUUCCCGGUCACUGAAUGGUCAGACAGUAGGAAAAAUGACCAGCCUUUGGCCACAAACUAUGGGCUAUUUCCACAUGAACACAGUCCAGUCCAGCAGUCACCCCAUCAGCCUGGACAUCUGAAGGGGAUGGCAUCCUCAAUGCGUGGGUACGCAUCCCGUGUUUAUUUGGGUUUGUUGCGUCCUUACGAGCAUGUGUGUGUGUGUGUGUGAGUGUGUGUGCGCGUAUUUGCGUAGGCGUCCAAUGACGUUUUGUCUUCUUUCACCCACUGUCAGCCCUCACACAUACACCUACUUGACUUGAAGGACAUGCAAACCUAUGUCAUUGUAAAGGUUACUGCUUACUCACACUGUAUUUCGGAUGGAGUUUCUGCUUGACCCCGGUGUUCAGGGAAGACUCAGCAUGUUUGAGUGUGUAAAUACUUGAAUGCCCUUGUGAUGUACAAUUAACAGUUCAUUGACCUUCUUUCUCAUAAUGUGGUUUUAUUAAUAACUAACAACUGUCAGGGAAAGCUAUGAUUUGUGUGUGUGUGUGUGUGUGUGUGUGUGUGUGUGUGUUUGUGCGUGUGGUGUGUUUGAAAACAGCGUGCCAACACUGCUCAGCCAACACUGGUCAUAUCUGUCCUCUAUUUUAGUGUGAUAGGGUGCAGUCAGUCACUUGACAUGCAACGCCUGCAUGAAAUUGCUGUUGCCAUGACACACUCAUGUGAAAGGAAGCUUGUGUAUCAACGGCCUAAUUCACCUUAAAGUAAACAUCAUGCAGGACAGUCCUCCGGGAUUGUCAUGAUAUUCAUCCGAGAUCUUUUCACUGUCCACUCUGCGUUGUGGCUGCUGGUUGUAGCAAACCCAGUAGGCUUUCUGACAGAGAGCUGCCUUUACCUGUGCAGUUGCUCCUCUCUCUUGGCCGUCCAGACCCUGUCCCCCUGUCUAAUCAGCUGAUUCUGGUUUUGCACGUGGUUAGGUCCGGUACUCUGAGGACCCGGGUCAAAGGUCACUCAGUUCUGACAGGAGGGUUUUAUUUAUUUCUGUUUUAUUGUGACAAGUUGCAGUGUUUGUCAGUGUAAUGUAAUGAUCUAGCAUUUGUGUUUACUUAAUGGUAAGUGUUCAAUGCUGAAUUGUAAAUAAUAACAAAGUACCUUUAAUUUAUUAACUUUUCUUACGUUGUGUUGGUAUUUGCACUCAAACUAGCAGAACAAAAGGGACAAUGUGUCAAUAUCAAUGCUGAAAGAAUUAAAAGGUGUGUUUUCUUA
Molecule: messenger RNA, 5117 nt
Organism: Alosa alosa (allis shad)
Lineage: Eukaryota; Metazoa; Chordata; Actinopteri; Clupeiformes; Clupeidae
Product: probable phospholipid-transporting ATPase IIA
Exons: 28
Coding region: 206-3346 (1046 amino acids)
Biological process (GO): retrograde vesicle-mediated transport, Golgi to endoplasmic reticulum; endocytosis; phospholipid translocation
Cellular component (GO): endosome; trans-Golgi network; plasma membrane
Molecular function (GO): ATP hydrolysis activity; ATP binding; ATPase-coupled intramembrane lipid carrier activity
Source: RefSeq, a predicted model, not a curated record